Molecule: messenger RNA, 2979 nt
Organism: Mesorhabditis belari
Lineage: Eukaryota; Metazoa; Nematoda; Chromadorea; Rhabditida; Rhabditidae
Source: the annotation of a GenBank genome assembly
AUGUCAACAAUCGAUCUAUUCGGAAAUAAACAACCGAUUUUCAAUUAUAUGCCAAAUCCGGGUCAUGUCGAUCCGACGCUUUUGGAUCAACGAGAACGAUGGAUGGAUCCGAGAGAAGAGGAAGGCUGGUGGCAUUUGUUUCCCUAUGGACCGUUGUACAACGACGCGAACCUCUUGAUCAAACCGCAUCACGAUCGACAAAUCGAUUUCGAUUUCGAUUUCCCUUUUUAUGGUUUUCGAUUCAAUUACACAAUGAUUUAUCCAAAUGGCUUUCUUGCCUUCUCCGAUCCCGAAUUCAUUCAACCGCCAUACACUUUUCCAAAUCCAAGAUGGCCUGAGCAAAAGGAUGCGUCAUUUAUUGCUGCUUUCUUUGCUGAUCAAACAUUUCAAUAUGUCGGUGAAAGAGGGAUAUCGAAUGUUUGGUAUCGUAUCGUUUUUCGUCCUCGUGCUUAUGAAACAUUCGACGAAUGGGGAAAUCCACUGAUGGGACCAAGGGAUUCCGAGUUUGGGCGCAUGUUUGAAACAUCAAGAGAUCGAUAUGAGAAAAAGAUGUGGGGAAGAGUUGAGGACUCGAUACUUCUUGAUAAUAUUACAAUGGCUGUUCGAGAUGGGAUCAUUGGAGCUUGGGGUUUUCGUGCUGACUAUGCUGUGAUUGUGACUUGGGAAAGAAUGGCCUACGGAGGAGCACCGAAAGUGACACAAGUAAAUCGCUAUGAGGAGGCUCGUCGAUGGACAAAUACCUAUCAAAUAGUAAUGGCAACUGACGAGAUUCGCUCGUAUGUGAUGUUCAACUAUGCUCACAUUAAUUGGACCUCAUCGAAUACGGCUGGAGCUUUGAUGGGAAGAGGAGGACUUCAAAGUGCAAUGGCUGGGUUUAAUGGCGGAAACGGAACUGGUUGGACUCCAUUACCGUAUUCGGGAGAGGGUCGUGUGAUUAAACUGAAAGAGUUCUCAAAUGUCGGCAUUCCGGGACGAUGGUUGUUCAGAGUUGAUGAGGAGAUCAUUCGAGCAGGAUGCAGUAAUGAGAGUAUUGGCUUUAUGACAACAGCUCCGAUAGCAGCGACAAUGAUUGGUGGAGUUUAUGUGAAUGUUUCGGGUCCAUGUCUACGUUCUGGUGAUGUUGUGAAAGUGAUUUUCGACGAAUAUCAAGUCGAUUGCAUUCGGCUUAACAUGCAUCGAGCUCAAUGCGUUCUCCCAGUGAAUCGUAUGUACAAGACUGGACUGGUGAACACAAAGAUGAGUCGAGACGGUGGCCAGAGUUACCCAUACAUUGGCACAUUCUAUAUGCUUCAACCAGCGCUAGCGGCACCGCACAUCAAACUGAUCGACAACCCGAAAGAGCCACAUAAUAAUUGGCGAAGUGCAAACGCGACAAGAUUACGUCUCGAAUGGGCACCGAUGAAUUUAACAACAGAUAUGAGUGCUCAAGUUGACAUCAAAUUAAUCGGCUAUUGGGAGGAUACGGAUGAUCAUGUGUUUGAAGAGGUGGGCACAAUUGCAUCAAGGACAGCAAACGACGGUUUAUACGAAUUCGAUCCAAGGACUUUAGCCAGAACAACAAUGGUUUUCAACUCUUGGAGACGAUUUUCUUUUGGUUUAGUGCGAAUCUCAAUUUCCGAUUCUGAGGAAACAACUGGGGUUUUCUGGUCAAAAUUGACCCCAUUUGGGUGGUAUUUCCGUGAUGUUUGGCAAUACGAGUUGGGAUCUGAUUGGGCAAUGGAGUUAUGCCAUGAUUGGUUUGACUACGAUGGGAAACGCGUGAAUUUUGCGAUGGAUCUCGAACCGUUCAUCCCGUGUCCUUGCACUCUCGAUCAGGCUCUUUUAGACAUGGGUCGUUACAUGCCUUUGUUCGGAUGCGAUAUGGAUGGUGACGCGUCAUGUGAGUACAAUAAAGGAUCCCAACACUGUGUGAUGAGUACAGCUGCUACUUGGACUGGAGCCGGGCAAGUGUGCUGCUUCGAUUUCUCCGGUUGGCUUAUGCAUUCCGACGACUACGAGAACGCGGCACAUCUUCGCUUUUUCAGUCCCGGUACUGCUCAACGUGCUCAUCCGAUGGGCUCAUUUCCUUUCAAGCGACCACCUUACGUGCCCUCACUCUCCAAUUACCACACUGAUGUUAUGGCUUAUGAGAAAUGUUGCAAAUGGGCCGGUCAUUGCGAGUUCUACUUCUGGAGACGGCAAACGUCGGGUUGUCAAGAGUACAUCCCCCCAGUGGCUGGCAUUGCUUAUGGUGAUCCACAUUUCAUCACCUAUGACGGAAGCAAAUAUACGUUCCAAGGAAAAGGUUACUACAUUCUGACGAUGUCAAAGGAUCCACGUCAUGAUCUGAUGGUUCAAAUUCGAAUGGAACAACCCCCAAAUACUGAUUGGAAUCAAGUGGUGCACGCGUCGGUGAUCACCGGAGUGGCGGCUCGAGAAAAUCAAUCAGACAUCGUGCAACUGUUUGCGAGAAAAGAGCACAGAAGAUGGAGAUAUCGAAUGGAUAUCGUUGUCAACGGGCAUCACCAAUAUUUCGAUACACCUGAGCUGAAAAUGCAAAGAUUUAAAGGAGUCACUCUACGAAGUCCAGAACGAAAUCACAAUCAAUCGGAGAUUUGGGUAAUGUUUGAUUCGGGAGCAGGUCUUCGUGUCGCCGAAGCUCACGGUGUUCUCAAUAUUAUGACCCUUUUACCGCCGGACUUCAACGAGACUUUUGCGCAUUAUCGUGGAUGGGACUUUUUCGGGGGCCCAAAUCGACAAGAUGAUGGAACUUUGAUGGGUACGCUCAAAGAUUUAUUCGUCGAUCGAGUCCAAGGACCCGCGGAUACACUUCAAAAUCUUGCCGGUGGCCAACGAUAUAUGACAGUGGGCCUUAUGGGCACAUUCAAUGGGAAUCCAAUCGACGAUUUAAUGGACCCAGCUGGACGAAUUUAUGGUGUCAGUCAUCCACCCACUGAUAACGACAAUAUGAGAGCUUACGAAUUUGGACAAACUUGUAAG